Molecule: messenger RNA, 2040 nt
Organism: Apiotrichum porosum
Lineage: Eukaryota; Fungi; Basidiomycota; Tremellomycetes; Trichosporonales; Trichosporonaceae
Exons: 1
Coding region: 1-2040 (679 amino acids)
Source: RefSeq, a predicted model, not a curated record
AUGCUGUUCCCGACGCUCGCCAUCCUGGCGACGCUUCACAGCGCGUCGGCCUUCUUCGUGGGCAUUCACCCUCUUGUCUCGUCGCGCAUGGACCCCAUUGUCAACCCGGGCGGUAUCAGCGGCCACACGCACCAGAUCCACGGCGCCAACAACUUUCGCAGCGUUCUCAACUCGCCCGACGAGCUCUUGAAGGCCGACUGCACGACGGCGUCGAUUUCAGUCGACAAGUCCAACUACUGGGUGCCCAUGAUCUACUUUAUCAACGACGAGGGAAAGUACGAGCCGCUCAUGUCCAACGGCGGCCGUGCGUACUACUUUACGCGUUCCGACAAGACCCAACCGUUCCCCCCAGGCUUCCGCAUGCUGGCCGGCGAGGCCGGCAGCCGUGACAUUUACCGUCCUCAGAUGGCCUCGCAUGCUCUCGGAUACACGUGUGACCAGCAGAACACGGACGACAACAGGCCAUACCUCCCCAACGCCACUUCCUUCCCCGGCGGCUGCAAACAGGUCAUGCUCACGGUCACGUUCCCCUCGUGUGGUUGGGCCAACCAGUCGCUCGACUCGAGCGACCACCAGGCCCACAUCACCUACCCCAUCGACGUUGGAGGUGGGGUGACCUGGAUGAACCCGUUUGCCGGCACCAACUGCCCGGCCUCGCACCCGAUCAAGUACCCCAACAUGCACCUGGAAAUCUACUUUAAGCUGUCCGACCGCCAAAAGUCCAUGUGGUCGUCGAGCGGCACGGUCAACCGUCUGAUCCUCGCCACGGGAGACACGCUCGGAACCACCAGCCACGGCGACUAUGUCUUUGGUUGGGAAGCCGACCCGUUCAAGGAGGCUAUCACCCAGUGCUUGACCGAAGACGACGCCGGCGACUGCGGGCCCCUCAAGCAGUACUUUGACGUCACCAAAGGUCGCAACUGCCGUUUCGCCGGCAUGAUCCCCGACGAGGACGUGGGCUAUGGCGGUGCCCUGUCCGACCUGCCUGGAUGCAACGCUCGGUGGGACCUGUCUGCCGGCGACGACAAGCCCAAGAACUGCAACAAGGGCGUCACGCCCGGCUGGACCGCGCCCAACGCCAUCUUCCAGACCUCGGCACGCUACCCCGUCCCCGUCGCCAUCGACUUUGGCAGCACGGCCAUGAGCGCGUACGACCACUCGGCGUGGGGCGACGAGGCCUACUUUGAGCCCUACGACAACCAGACCUACUGCUGCGGCGCCGUCGCGCCCAACCUCGGCAAGUGGAACACGGGCACCGCCGCCGACAUUGCAGACAACAAGGACGCCACGACGGCAAAGAACAAGGUCGACUCGGUCUUUGGCCAGUCGGACUCGUCGGCGUUUGACACUUGGACCCCCGGCGCCGUCGUCGCUGCCGCCGACUAUGACAUCAACGAGGGCCUCCCGUCCACCAGGUGGCACCCGAACGGCAUCGCUCCCUCGCCCCCUCCCGACGCGUGGUUUGCCACCGUCGGCGUCCUCCAGGGCGGAGACGGCAGCCAGGCCAACGGGUCUGCCGGCGGCGGCGGCGGCGGCGCCGACGUCGUCACGUCUGCUGCUGCGCCGGCGUCCACUGGACCAGCCAACGAGACGGGCGGUUCCAGUGCCCCGAUGGCUGCCGCCUCUGCCACCUCGGGAUCCGACGCCGCACCCACCGCCAGCGCCAGCGUUCCGGGCAAGGGCCUCGCUGCGGUCCCCGAUCCGUCCGCCGUCGACUCGACCGUCCCUGCCGACUCGACCGGAGCAGCCACUGGAGCGGCCUCGGCAGACCUCGGUGCGGCCACUGAAGCCUCGUCGCCUGGAGCGUCGACCGCGAACGGAACCGACCCCGUCCCCACGCCUGGUGUCGCUACGCCCGGUGUCGCCGACAACAACAGCACGGCCGCGACUCCCGGUGUCGCUGGAAACAACACGGUCCCGACUCCCGGUGUCGCUGGCAACGGCACGGCCGCGGGCAACGGCACCGCCUCUGCCGCGUCGCCGACGCCCACCAAGAAGAAGUGCAUGCGCCGCCGUUCGCGCAUCCACGGCAACGUCUGA